Cydia amplana is the source of this 1482-nucleotide messenger RNA. RefSeq names its product cytochrome P450 4C1-like. Lineage: Eukaryota; Metazoa; Arthropoda; Insecta; Lepidoptera; Tortricidae. The transcript is spliced from 10 exons. The record is from RefSeq and is a predicted model, not a curated record. Bases 1 to 1482 code for a protein of 493 amino acids. Gene Ontology annotation, molecular function: oxidoreductase activity, acting on paired donors, with incorporation or reduction of molecular oxygen; iron ion binding; monooxygenase activity.
AUGUUAUCUAUACUCGUGCUCGGGGCCCUGCUGGCUUGUUCCGUGUUGAUCUUAUAUUUGGUGAAGAAGAGGAGAAGGAGGUAUUUGGAGUUGGCUGCGUUGGUGCCGACGUUUGAGGGGAGGUUGCCGAUUGUCGGCCAUAUGUAUAAACUGAUUGGGGGGAGUGAACGGUUUUGGGAGAAUGUCAAACUCGCCAGCAUAGCAGCUGAAAAAGCUGGUGGUGUCAUAUCUCUCUGGGCGGGGCCUAACGUGAUAUUCGUCAUCAACGACCCAGACGACGCCAUGACAGCACUGAACACGUGUUUAGAGAAGAGCUAUAUCUACAAGAUGGGCUCUAGUUGGGUCGGAGAUGGCCUCAUCACUGCCGAUGUGCCCACAUGGAAGCGGAACCGCAAGCUACUGAACCCUACAUUCAGUCAGCACGUUCUUGACGGGUUCCUGUCCAUAUUUAAUCGGCAAGCAGUAUUGCUGGCACAAGACCUAGUGGCUGAGGCUGGUAAAGGUCCAUUCGACCCUACGGAGUAUCUCACUGAGAGGACCUUGGAGAGUGUGUGCCAGACGGCUGUUGGCAUAUCACUGGACGAUAGAUCGGUCAUCGACACAAAAUACAAGAAAGCCGUAGAGACAGCGUUCGACGUGCUAGCGCAGAGACUGGCUAGCUUCUGGCUUCAUCCCGACUUCAUUUACCGCUUCACGGCGUUGAAGCAGAAGGAGGAUAAUGCUAUGGCUACGCUUCACAACAUGUCGAGAAGUGUUCUACACAAAAGAAGAAAGGAACGCCAAGAAGCAAGGCUAGCUAACACAUCAUCUCGCCGCUUCAUAGCCUUCCUUGAUCUACUCCUCGACCUGGCCGAAGACGGUUCCUUCACAGACGAUCAAAUCCAGCAGGAGCUGGAUACCCUCAUCGCAGCAGGUCAUGAUACGUCGGCCCGAGCUCUCAUCUCCACUCUAGUGCUCGUUGGGACACACUUGGAUGUCCAGAAGAAGAUUUAUGAAGAAAUAAUGGCGGUACUCGGCUCCAGCGCGGACUUGUGCAAAGAAGACAUGGCGAAGCUGGUGUACACGGAGGCGGUCAUUAAAGAGGUGUUGCGCAUCAGCCCUGUGACUCCCAUUAUCGCAAGGGAUAUCGACAAGGAACUCAAACUUAAGAACUACACCCUCCCAGCGAGCAGCGGAUGCAUCGUAUCCUUCUGGGGCAUGCACCGCCUUCCGAUUUGGGGCCCGGACCGCUUGGAGUUCAACCCAGAGCGUUGGCUGGACCCCUCCAAGCUGCCUCAGAACCUUGGCUGCUAUGGUGCCUUUAGCCUUGGAAGGCGGAACUGCAUAGGAAAGAACUACGCAUUGAUGUCGGUGAAGACGAACCUCGUGCACUUGGUACGAAAGUUCCACAUUACCGCCGACUACAGCAAAGUGAAACGAAAGUACGAUUUGCUGCUCAAGUAUGUGGAAGGACAUCACAUCGCAUUAGAACUUAGGAAUUAG